GAGGACGAACAGGAAGUGUGUUCCUAACCAACUCGUCAGAGGGGGGGGCGCGUGAAGGCGGCGUUCGUGUCUUCAGAUGUAUUUCUUUAUCUGCUCUUCAUCUAUAGCAGGCGUUAUCAGUUGAUUGUCUAUUGUGCUGUAAAUACGGCGUGUUUCUGGUUGAAAGCGACGUCUCGGGGCUGCUCUGUGCUACUCGGCUGGCUCAGCCCCCCUCCUGCUGUGAGCUGAACUUCCCGUUGCGGGAGACAAAGUGGGGGGGGAAACGGGAACCAGUGCGCACAGGGUGGCGUUGAAAAGACGCAUUUGUUUCUUGGUGAAAAAGUAGCAGACCUAAUAAUUAGUCCGCGGUGUGUAUAUUUCCGUGGGGCGGUUGUACGUGUGCACCAAGGCCGAUGACAGCGCGGAUCACUGCUGCAGAGGGGAUUUAAUGGCACCCUCGGGUCGGUAGAGGUUUCUUCUUCUCCCCCCGACGAAGGACCCUCGCUCGAAGUGCACUCGGGCGCUGUCCUCACCGGGGGGUUUUUUCCACUCCAAUCCCAGCCUGGACUAAGCAAACAAGGGACAGAUUUCUGCCCCCAGCAACCAGCAGCAGCUCCGGCACCACCCCAGGCAGCAGCGCUCACGCUGUCCGAGUCCCAGGAGCUGAAACAUGGCAGGAAAUUUGAAGAAAGGCGGCGGGCUGAUUGGCAUGAUGAAGGACGCGUUUCAGCCUCACCAUCACCUCCACCACUCCCAUCACCAGCCCGGGGCUGUGGACAAAAAGACCGUGGAGAAAUGUUGGAAACUCAUGGACAAGGUGGUGCGAUUAUGCCAGAACCCUAAGCUCGCCCUCAAGAACAGUCCUCCGUACAUUUUGGACCUGCUGCCCGACACCUACCAGCAUCUUCGCACCAUCCUGUCCCGUUACGAGGGCAAGAUGGAGACUCUGGGUGACAACGAGUACUUCCGCGUCUUCAUGGAGAACUUGACGAAGAAGACGAAGCAGACCAUCAGUUUGUUCAAGGAAGGCAAAGAGCGCAUGUACGAGGAGAACUCGCAGCCGAGACGAAACCUGACCAAACUCUCGCUAAUCUACAGUCACAUGCUGGCUGAGCUUAAAGCCAUCUUUCCCAGCGGUCUGUUCCAGGGGGAUAAUUUCAGGAUCACGAAGGCAGAUGCAGCGGAAUUCUGGAGAAGAUCAUUCGGAGACAAGACUAUCGUUCAGUGGAAGGUCUUCCGACAAGCGCUGCACGAGUUUCACCCGAUCAGCUCUGGUUUAGAGGCCAUGGCCCUCAAGUCCACAAUAGACCUCACGUGCAACGACUACAUCUCAGUCUUCGAGUUUGACAUCUUCACCAGGCUGUUCCAGCCAUGGUCGUCGCUGCUGCGGAACUGGAACAGCCUUGCCGUGACUCACCCAGGAUACAUGGCUUUUCUGACCUACGACGAGGUCAAAGCUCGCCUGCAGAAGUUCAUCCACAAGCCUGGCAGCUACAUAUUCAGGCUGAGCUGCACUCGUCUGGGCCAGUGGGCCAUCGGCUACGUGACUGCAGACGGGAAUAUCUUGCAAACCAUUCCCCACAAUAAACCCCUCUUCCAGGCACUCAUCGACGGCUUCCGGGAAGGAUUCUACCUGUUCCCCGAUGGCCGUACUCAGAACCCAGACCUCACAGGGCUGUGCGAGCCCUCACCUCAAGACCAUAUCAAAGUCACACAGGAGCAAUACGAGCUCUACUGCGAAAUGGGCUCGACCUUCCAGCUGUGCAAGAUAUGCGCGGAAAAUGACAAGGACGUAAAGAUUGAGCCUUGUGGCCACCUCAUGUGCACGUCUUGCCUCACCGCAUGGCAGGAAUCAGAGGGCCAGGGAUGCCCUUUUUGCCGCUGCGAAAUCAAGGGUACGGAACCCAUUGUGGUUGACCCCUUCGACCCCAAAGACAACAGCGGAGGUUCCUAUGGGGGCUGCAGGGGCAUGUUCGGAGCAGAGGGGGCGCCCUCGCCAAGCUACGACGAUGACGACGACGAUCGUCUGGAAGACCCUCACCUCAUGAUGAGCAAGCUGGCUUGUACUAAAGUGGAGAGACCUCCAUCCCCACUGUCAAUGCCACCCCAAUCAUCUUUGCCCCCAGUACCGCCACGUCUAGACCUCAGACCCCCAAAUCCUCCAGGGGCCUCCAGUCCUGGGGCCACAUCUAAGGCUUCGGCACAUCACAAGGACAAGCCGUUGCCUCUGCCGCCAGCCCUGCGAGAUCUUCCCCCUCCACCUCCUCCCGAGCGGCCUCAUUCUGCCGGAGCUGAUGGUAGAAUCCUGAGACGGCCACUACCCUGCACGCCUGGAGAACCCCCUCGUGAUAAACCACCUACCCCACCCAACCGCUGUGCGGCUGACUGGAACCUACGCCCAGUCCCCAAAGCUCCUUCCCAGAUGCCUGCUGUAGGAGGAGAGACCCGUGGGUCACGGGAACUCUCCAACAGACACUCCCUUCCGCUCGCCUUGCCCUCGGCUCUUGAUGGUCAGCGGAACAGCAACUCUACCAGUCUCGAGCACCAGCUGUGUUUUGGUGCGACAGCCUCUGGUGGAUCCGAGUACGACAACCCGAAAGUGAAGCCCUCCGCAUCAGCCAAUGCCAUUUAUUCUCUUGCUGCCAGGCCCCUUCCGGCAGUGAAACAGAUCGAGGACGACUGUGAGAAUUUUGACGAUUCUGACUACAUGACUCCCAGUUCUCUGCCUGUUCUGGGCAGUAUGACUCCUUCACUAGGGGAGGCAGUACCCAGGCCCCACCACACAAACACUGUUAACUCCAGGGGCUUGAUCAGUGACCUGGACCUCGAAGGCCCACAGAUGUAUGAAGCCAUGUAUAACAUUCAGGCCCAGGCCCUCAGCGCCACUUUGUCUUUUCAAGCCAGCGAUUCAGACUACUCCGAACUGCCUCCGUCGGUAAACAGUAACGGACCGCAGGAUCACGAUUGUGACGAUGAGGAAGAGAACGGCUAUGACUUUCCCAAACCGCCUCUGCCGAUUGCUCGACGCACACUCUCGGAGGCGAGCAGCUCAUCCGCCGCGUUCAGUCGCCUCUCUGUGGACAGCGAACCGGGAACCUCGAUGUCUGACUCUGCAGAAGCUCCUGAACGUCCCCCAAAACCCCUGCCACGCCGCAUCAACUCGGACCGCCGUCCGAGCCCCGUUCCCCCAGCCGCUGCCGCCGCGUCCAGCAACCCGCAGAUGAGCAGCGAGAUCGAGCUACUCAUGAGCCAGGGCUACUCGCACCAGGACAUCCAGAAAGCUCUGAUGAUCGCGCAGAACAACAUCGAGAUGGCCAAGAACAUCCUGCGCGAGUUCGUCUCUGUCCCCUCGACGGCACACAUCCUCACAUAGCAGCGCUUCCUGAUCCAGAGCGAGUCCCAUCUCUCUCCCUCUCUUUGCUCCAGGGCCGUCCUCCCAUGAGUGUGCAUCGUUCAUGCGUGAGGUGCAGGCCUCAUCCGGCUCCUGCGUGCUGUUAGCCAGCAAGGGGCAGCGUUCUUGAAGUUAGCCUCGUGGCACUGCACAUCCACUGAGGCUUUUAGUCAAACUCAAGCAAGGACAAAAAUUGUGUGUUUUUAUAUAAUAAUUUAAUUUAUGAAUCCAUAUAGUUAAUAUAUACACAUUUGAGGAUGGAGAGGUUUAGGGGCAGGUCCAGAGCAUGUGUGUGUGUGUGUGUGUGUGAGAUGUCUGGGGAAAGGGAGGGAGACUCAUCAGCACUGCUGUUCUGUCAAUUAUUGAAAAACUGCAGCUGAAUGCUUGCUGGUGUCGAAUAUCGCCUUUUGUGUUGUUCUGGUACUUUCUCGAGGUGUUUGUGUGUUUGUCAUGUUUUAAAGUGGCAGAGCUUAAGUGACCGACCGUCUUUGAUGUUUAUCUGAUUCGACGCCACGUGCCGGUGACGUUUAGUCACGUUCACAUUCUUCUCCCGCUCUGUGCGCGCGCGCGUGUGUUUGUGGGUUCGCGUGCUGUCACUGGACGCUGCCAGAGAACGUUAGCUUUCCCCGCCAUCAUCCGUCACUCGCAUCGCCUCUCUGCUGCUGUGUAGCAUUACUGUAACUGAUCCACGUUUCUAACGCAGAAUCGCAUCUCGCAGCUUAAAUCGAACACGUUCGAAAGUUUGUAAUUCCCGCCCAGAAAACGUGAAAAGAUUGAGCUCCGGAUGGAAACGCGACACCUUUCUCAGAGUCCCGAAGAAGCCGACGGCUUGUGUUUGUGUUGCAACCUUUCGUUGGGUGUUAGAGCGCGCGCGCGCGCGCGUGUGUGUGGUGUGUAUAUGGGUCAUUACUCUAAUGGUAAAGUGAUGGGCGUUUAUACGUGAGCUUGUUCUAGGGUUUUCUAACAGCUUAGUGGGGAGUUGGACACAAAGCGAGGCGCUUUGUGCAAAGGAAGUGUUUGCUUAAACAGUUUCGGUGUGAAAUCAGGACGUGAAUCGGUGAGAUUUUUGUCUGAAACUGUUCAUCUAAGUGAAAUUAUUAUUUUUAUUGUUAUUAUUAUUAUUAUUAUUAUUAUUAUUAAUUCAGAAGUGCUUUACUGCUGCUACUCUUGUUAGUGCUAAACAAUUAAGCCUUAAAUGUAUAUUUGUGAAUAUUGUGUUUAACCUGUUUUAAAGUGACAGUAUCUGUUCGGUUGAAUUAGAUGAUGAUGAUGAUGAUGAUGUAGCAUACUUGAAAUUGCGAGCAGCUUGUGCAGCUCCGGGCCCAAGCUGGCGUCUGUUUUGAGAUCGCUUUAGUUUAUUUUUUUUUUCCGUAUCCGCAUUGUUCCCGAUUGAGACGUCGGCGUCAUCACUGGAGCACGUUAACACGAACGAGAAAAAAAAGUGUGUGAACAAACACAUCAUUGAAGAAAACUUGCUCUUAAACAUGGAGCAGCUGUUCAGAAAGCGUUACGAAACGUGUUUCAGUCUUAACGUUUCAGUCUCCCUGGUGUCUUUUUUUUUUUUCUUUUCUUUUCCCCCUUUCCUCUCAGGAAUACUGUACAUCCACGCAGAGACUCUUAUCAGUAUUGAACGGGAAAUGAAAUGUAUCCGUGUUCUCUUAUUCAGGGGCAGCAGCAGCACUGAGCGACUACUUUGAAGUCUCGGACUAACUAAUUUAUCAGUGACGUCAGCUUUCCUCAGAUCUCAGAAAUCGAACGCGCGCGUGAGUGUGUGCUAUAGUACAUGGCGAAAGUCGCUAGCUUAUGAAGCCCUGGAGGAAAUGAACGUUCACUCGUACAUGCUUUUUCAUCAUUCUUUUUGGUAUUAUUUUUUCCCCAACUUUGAGAUAUUGCACUGGCAUAGCAGGUACUUCCACAAUAUGAAGCUUGUAGGUACAACCUUGUCAACCAGAAAGGAGCAUCAUCUAGCAGUGUUUUCUUUCUGACAUGGCAAGCAGGUCAUGUUUCAUAGUUCAGUAUUUCUGUUUUGGUUUUUUUUUUUUGUUGUUGUUUUUGUUUUUGCACCAUGUGAAGUAGUGAAGCUUUGUGGGUUUUUUUUUUUCCAGAUCAGAGCUAUUUUUUUAUCCUGAUUACUGUAUAUAUAUGUGUGUGAAUGUGAGUUUGUGCGUGCGCUCUCAUUUACACACAUACACACACACACAAACACACACCUUCUGUGUCUUGCAAGAUUUCACACCAAUCUGUGCUCCGAUACUGUCACUUUAAAAUCAAGCGUAUAAAAUGACUUGUGUAUAGAAUACAUGGAAACGUUCUAUGUCUGAUUUUCAUUUUGCAUUCCUGUACAUGUCAGAUUUUUAUUUUUUUUUUUCCUUCCUCUCCGUUUUUUUUUUUUUUUUUGUACUGAUGUGAAUAAUACUGUGAGCAGUGCCAUAUGUCUAGAAAAUGUCCUGAAUAAGGCCUUGUGAAUGAGCGAACGUGUCCUAGUCUAAGUGAUCCGUUGUAUGUUAACCCCCUCCCUGUCCCCCGUUGCUGAACUCUUUUGAAGUGACGUUGUGUUAAAUAGCUGUUAACUGGAACGUAUUUUGUAGACCACGUGAGGGCGAGCGUUCCUCAUUUUGCAAUGACUUCAUUAAGUGUUACACCUCCGAUCACCCCCGCCCACCCACCUUUGUUUUUCCCUUAUUCUCAUAUCACUUUGGACGUAUGCACAGGACUAAACUGUCUAAUUAAACAAAUAGAAACGAAGAUAGUGUCCUCAGUCUCUAAUUUUAGGUACUGUAGUGGUACAGACGUCCACCCGGUGCUGUAGAAGUCACCCCUCUACUGCGAGAAUAGCGCCUGCAUCGGGCGAAGUGUUAAAGCUGGGUUUCUACAGAAAACAGUGUUAAAGGGGGAACGUGCUACAAGUCCGGAUGUGCGUGUUAAUAUUAACCCAACAACGUCAGAUUCUCAUGAACAUCUCUUACCACUCUUGGUAGUCGCGCCUUAAUUAGAAUCGAGCAUCUCAGACCUGGACGUACAAGAGGGAGAAAGAGAGCAAGGUUGAUCCUCCGAAUCCGGCUCUGAGAUUUGCCUCGUCUUAGUCAUGGUCGUUUUCAUGAUCCAAACUGCCGUCUCUUUCAGUGCCAUGAUCCUCAACGUCUGCGAGUGUAUGAGAUUCAGAAAUGUGUGUCGUUAGAGUUUAACACUCCUUUAGAUUAGAUUUGAAUAGUGAUGCACUCUCAAAGCCUCCUGCACGAGUUCAUUAGUUGCACAAGUUCUUUGAUGGUUUUGUGUUGUUUUCUCUUCAUGUCAAAGCCAAAUACAUUUGGAUGUUGUAUUAAGUACAGACAUUUUUAUAUACCUGUAUACGUACACACACUUACACAGUGUUGGGCCAACAAAGAUACAGGUUUAGAGAUAGUAACGUUCUGUAUUAGUUUAAACUAAAUUGCAGUGAUGCGGGUGUGUAUGAUUUAAAACUGGAAAGCAUUAGAGUGAAGAUGAAACCGGACACGUUCCCUCUUCCAGUCGCUGGUGUGUCGUUUCCUUUUUGUCAAGAAACUAAUGAUAUUUAUUAAUGCUGAUGUACUCCAACCCAGAGAUCCCUCCUCCAUAAAAGAAAUCUUCACAAAAUUUGAAUUUCUAUGUUAUUAAAGCCAUUUUGAAAGAA
Molecule: messenger RNA, 7022 nt
Organism: Clarias gariepinus (North African catfish)
Lineage: Eukaryota; Metazoa; Chordata; Actinopteri; Siluriformes; Clariidae
Gene: cbl
Product: Cbl proto-oncogene, E3 ubiquitin protein ligase
Exons: 16
Coding region: 650-3352 (900 amino acids)
Biological process (GO): negative regulation of epidermal growth factor-activated receptor activity; cell surface receptor signaling pathway
Cellular component (GO): membrane raft; plasma membrane
Molecular function (GO): phosphotyrosine residue binding; receptor tyrosine kinase binding; ubiquitin protein ligase activity
Source: RefSeq, a predicted model, not a curated record